Spathaspora passalidarum NRRL Y-27907 is the source of this 1621-nucleotide messenger RNA. RefSeq lists its product as uncharacterized. Gene Ontology annotation, molecular function: protein binding. Gene Ontology annotation, biological process: ribosomal large subunit assembly. The transcript has a single exon. The record is from RefSeq and is a predicted model, not a curated record. NCBI's taxonomy places the organism in Eukaryota, Fungi, Ascomycota, Pichiomycetes, Serinales, Debaryomycetaceae. The coding region runs from base 20 to 1561 and encodes 513 amino acids. Gene Ontology annotation, cellular component: nucleolus.
AUCAGAAUAGGCAAGCAUCAUGGCCACUGUUAUUCCACCACCUUCUAAGAAGCAGAAGAAAGAGGCUCAAAAAGUACGAGAAGUUGAUCUCGUUCCUGAUGAUUUACCUAAUGUUCUAAUUAAAUUUCAAGCAUCGGAUACAGGAGAAACCACCGGUGGAUCUAUACGAGUUCCUGGAGGAAUCACCGAGAAGCAAUUAGAAGAAUUAUUGAAUAACUUACAAGGAGAAAGUGAUGAUCCUGUUCCGUAUACUUUCUCCCUUUUAACUGACGAAGAGAAAUCUACUACUGUUGACAUUAAGGACAAUUUAUACAGUUCGGUGUUGAAGCCGGGGAUAAAAACCACCGAAGACUUCUUAACGUUAGUGUAUACCCCACGAGCAGUGUUUAAGGUUAAACCAAUCACCAGGUCUAAUGCUGCCAUUGCUGGUCAUGGAUCUACAAUUUUAUGCUGUCAAUUUGCCCCUAAUGACUCCGGCAGAAUGUGUUCUGGAGCUGGUGAUUCAACCGCAAGAAUUUGGGAUUGUAAUACUCAAACCCCAAUGCAUACUUUACUGGGACAUACCAACUGGGUUUUAGUGGUGUCAUAUUCUCCCGAUGGUAGCAUGAUUGCUACCGGGUCUAUGGAUAAUACUGUGAGAUUAUGGGAUGCGGCAACUGGUAAACCAUUGGGUAAACCACUUUUAGGGCAUACUAAAUGGGUCAGCUCAUUGACUUGGGAACCAUUACAUUUGGUUAAACCCACCGAUAGUCCAAGAUUAGCCUCUGGAUCUAAAGAUGGCACGAUUAAAGUAUGGAACACCAGCACUCGUACUUGUGAAUUCACCAUGAGUGGCCAUACCAAUGCCGUCAGUUGUGUCAAAUGGUCGGGAAGUAAUAUAAUAUACAGUGCAUCACACGACAAGACUAUCAAGGCGUGGGAUAUAAGUGCCACCGGAAAGUGUAUCCAGACAUUAAAGAGUCAUGCCCAUUGGGUUAACCAUUUGUCGAUUUCUACUGAUUAUGUGUUACGUAAAGGUGGAUUUGAUCAUAAUUCAACUAGAACCAACACUGAAACUCGUGAGCAAUUGAGAGCCAAGGCAUUACAGCAAUAUGAAAAAGUAGCCAUGUUAAAUGGGGUUAUUAGUGAACGAUUAGUUACCGCCAGUGAUGAUUUCACCAUGUACUUGUGGGAACCGCUUAAAUCUUCCAAGCCAGUGUGUAGAAUGACGGGACACCAAAAGUUGGUUAACCAUGUGUCGUUUUCGCCUGAUGGUAGAUACGUUGUUUCUAGUUCGUUUGACAAUUCGAUCAAGUUGUGGGAUGGUAUAAGAGGGACUUUUGUAUGCACAUUAAGAGGACACGUUGCGCCAGUGUACCAAACUGCGUGGUCUGCUGAUAACAGAUUGUUAGUUAGUUGUUCGAAAGAUACUACUUUGAAGGUGUGGGAUAUUCGUACCAAGAAGUUGAGCGUUGAUUUACCAGGGCAUGCCGAUGAGGUGUAUGCUGUUGAUUGGAGUAUGGAUGGUAAGAGAGUUGCAUCUGGAGGUAAAGAUAAGAUGAUUAGAUUAUGGUCGCAUUAGAUAGAUAAGCUAGUAGGACAUGUAGACUAGCGGUAGGCACCAAUAAACCAGUAGCUAGCU